AGCUGGGUGGUUUUUGCUGGUGCCACCAUGGUUCGUACGCUGAACUGCAUCGUCGCUGUGUCCCAGAACAUGGGCAUUGGCAAGAACGGGGACCUGCCCUGGCCCCCACUCAGGAAUGAAUUCAGGUAUUUCCAGAAAAUGACCACCACCUCUUCAGUAGAAGGCAAACAGAAUCUGGUGAUUAUGGGCAGGAAGACCUGGUUCUCCAUUCCCGAGAAGAGUCGACCUUUAAAGGACAGAAUUAAUGUAGUUCUUAGUAGAGAACUCAAGGAACCUCCACAAGGAGCUCAUUUUGUUGCUAAAAGUCUGGAUGAUGCCUUAAAACUUAUUGAACAACCAGAAUUAGCAAAUAAAGUAGACAUGGUUUGGAUAGUGGGAGGCAGUGCUGUUUAUAAGGAAGCCAUGAAUCAACCAGGCCAUCUUAAACUGUUUGUGACAAGGAUCAUGCAGGACUUUGAAAGUGACACAUUUUUUCCAGAAAUUGAUUUGAAGAAAUAUAAACUUCUCCCAGAAUACCCAGGUGUUCUUUCCGAUGUCCAGGAGGAGAAAGGCAUUAAGUACAAAUUUGAAGUAUAUGAAAAGAAUGAUUAAUAUCUUUGGUGUUUUCUGAUUUAUUUCAAGUUGUUACCCCUCCCUUAAAAACAAUUAUACAUUUUUACAUUAAAAAAAAAAAGACUUGUUGACUUUAGACCUAGGGAUAAUUAUUUCUAAGCAUGUGUUUAUUCCCCAUUAGUCUUAAUUAGACUAUAUCAAAUACCAAUUGUGAAACAUUCCUCACUAUAACUACCUCAGUGCCUCUCCCCCGCAGCUUGAAUUGUCAUUCCACACCCAUCACAUACGGAAUUUUUGCCAGUCCUUGCCAUUGUCAGACUUGUAAAAUGUUGGCGGUAUUAAUUAAAAAUGAAGAUGGUCAAAUACCCUUCAAUUCAGCAAUUCCUCUGUUGGGUAAAUACUGAGAGAAAACCUACAUGUAUAUCCAGAAGUUUGUAGACAGCCUUGUUUGUAAUACUGAAAAACUGAGAACAGCCUGCAAGUCCAGUGGCAGGAAAAUGAAUAUAUUACUGUCUUAGAUUGGGCAUCCCCCAAAGCAGAUCCCAAGACUGAAAUUUCAAUGAAACCAGUCUAUUUGGUAGGUCAUACCAGAAAGCACCAAAUGGAGUGUGGAAAAAUUGAGAUGGGAAGGUAAGAAAGCCAGUUCAAGAUCAGUGAGCAGGUUCUUAUUGGGUAAUAAGCUCAAUACUGCUGAGGUACCUAGGAAAUGGAAGGAAGGAAGCUGGAGUA
Molecule: messenger RNA, 1281 nt
Organism: Microcebus murinus (gray mouse lemur)
Lineage: Eukaryota; Metazoa; Chordata; Mammalia; Primates; Cheirogaleidae
Gene: DHFR
Product: dihydrofolate reductase
Biological process (GO): tetrahydrofolate biosynthetic process; dihydrofolate metabolic process; folic acid metabolic process
Cellular component (GO): mitochondrion
Molecular function (GO): NADP binding; dihydrofolate reductase activity
Source: RefSeq, a predicted model, not a curated record